AUGCUCUCCAAACGAUACGCCCGUUUGAGCUCGGUUUCGAUAACCUUUCCGGAAGGCACGGAAGAAGCGGGUGGAUUUUUGUGGUUUUUGAAAGAAGACCGCCGGAUCUUCGGGAUCAAUAUCUAUUUCUGGUGCGUGUUAUUCCUGUUUCUGGACUUUGGACGAUCGACAUUUUCUGCUUUGACGAAUUUGAGUGGUCACCUCGUCAAUGUGGAUUCCGGGGAAUCGGAUGAUGAAGCCUGGUGCUACUACUACAAGAUGGAGCAGUCGAGCUUUGCCAUCGAAUUCUCGCAUUUGAUCACGAUUCUAUUUGCUUUGGCGAUAUUGUUCGAUAGAUCGAAGCACUAUUUGAUACCGUAUUUGAUCGCAAAGUCCCUCUUCCUCUUCUUCUACGCCUACCUUCUAAUGCUCUAUAAUUCUGACAUGGAGGGCUGCAUGUCCGAAUUCUUCUGGACCGUCUUCAACCUGGUGUACUCGCUGGUGACGUACAUUUGCGUGGCGCUGUCCUUUGCCGCAUUUUACGAGAAUUUCGAAGAGGCUUCAAAACCGAAUCCGACGGAACCCAUUGAAGUCAUGCUG
Mesorhabditis spiculigera is the source of this 579-nucleotide messenger RNA. The record is from the annotation of a GenBank genome assembly. NCBI's taxonomy places the organism in Eukaryota, Metazoa, Nematoda, Chromadorea, Rhabditida, Rhabditidae.